AUGAGACUCAUCGACGUCAAGACGCAGAAGCUCGAAACCCGGAAGCUCGAGGACUUUACAAGCGGCACGCUCUCAUAUGCCAUCUUGUCUCACACAUGGGGUGCCGAGGAGAUUACCUUCGAUGGGAUGAAGACAAAGCCUGAUAAACAAAAGGCUGGUUGGAGAAAAAUUGAUCUAUCAUGCAAACAAGCAAAGGAAGAUGGAUAUGACUACGUUUGGUGCGAUACUUGCUGCAUCGACAAAAACAGCAGCGCUGAGUUGUCGGAGUCUAUCAACUCCAUGUUUCGCUGGUAUCAGGAAGCAGAAAAGUGCUACGCUUUUCUUGAAGAUAUUCAAGAAGUGGAAGAACUUACAAAAGCCAAAUGGUUCACGCGAGGCUGGACUCUUCAAGAACUCAUUGCGCCGAAGAGUCUCGUGUUCUACGUGUCCUGCGACACCACAUGGCGAGAGAUUGGUACCCGAGAGGAGGCGACAAUGGCAAAGAAAAUUGCAGGAAUAACUGGAAUUGACGAGUCUUUUCUACGCGGUGUAGAUUCUACGGGCCAUGUUCAUGGAGCGAGCUUUGCCAAACGAGUGGCUUGGGCAGCGGAUCGAAAGACGGAGAGAAAGGAGGAUAUCGCAUACUGCCUCAUGGGUCUUCUUGAUGUCAACAUGCCGCUGCUCUACGGAGAAGGAGGUGUCAAAGCAUUCAGAAGAUUGCAAGAAGAAUACCUCAAAGUCCAUCCGGAUCAGUCGUUUCUCGCGUGGCUUCUUCCUUCAGGAGACGAAGAGCCAAGGACCACCUCAGAUGGCAACCUCCUCGCCGGCCAUCCCGACGACUUUCGAAAGUGCAAACGGAUAUCACUGGCAAGUGAUGACGCUGCUCCAUUCACCCUGAACAAUAAAGGGCUGCAGAUUCGCCUACCGCUAUACCAGAACCGAAGUGUCGAUGCCAAACGAAGUCCAGAGUAUUUCGCCGUUCUCGCCUGUUACUCGGACGCGCAACCCGAGUAUCGAAUUCGCAUGCCUCUAUGUGCUGUGGAGAGGUCUGCCGAAACACUUUCUUUCUUGCCAAGCAGUCAGCACCAUCCUGUCUCGACAGACGAGUUUGACAACGCACGUUUGACGAACUGCUUUAUACUCAGAACACCACCGCCUUUAACCCCCCGGUUACUGUCAGUCAACGGCUUAUCCGAAUUGAUCUCGUGGAAACCAAAGAUCGUCUAUCUCAAUCCAUCGACUGGGACUUGGGAUUGUCUGAGCAAGCCUGGAGAUCUGGAUCCGAGCAUCCUGCGCCCCGAACUAUGGGGUCCUUCUUCAUCCUCCGUCUCAAUACUUGGACAAUACGAGCAGUGA
Molecule: messenger RNA, 1335 nt
Organism: Alternaria conjuncta
Lineage: Eukaryota; Fungi; Ascomycota; Dothideomycetes; Pleosporales; Pleosporaceae
Exons: 2
Coding region: 1-1335 (444 amino acids)
Source: RefSeq, a predicted model, not a curated record